AUGUCGGACACGUACGAAUCCGGCGUCCGCCUUUCCCCCCACCCCCCCAAUACCGCCCGACCUGACGCAAGCGUGCUGACCCGGGAGGGAAAGAGGGGGAGGCUUCUCCCGCACGCAGCUGGCGGCCCCGGCAGCCGGUGGGAGAUGCUCGGCCAGGGCCCCGUGUCCGCCUGGACGGACUGCAGCUCUUCCGCAGAGCCGCCCGCAGCGGGCGCUGAAGGCAGAGGGGGGAGAUCAGCUGGACAUUCUUAUUACCAGAAUUCCAAAGGUACUGAUGGAAUCAAAGAUGGACACAAAAUGAACUCACACAUAGCCAAGCUACCAAAGUUAUGGAAAACUCCUCAAAUUCAAACAGUUCACAUCCCUAAAUCAAUGACAGAUGUGUCCUUUCUAAAGCGUCCAGACCUCACCAUAGGCCAGGAGCAUUAUGUGUGCAGCAUUGCUGAGAUCUGUCAUGUGAACUAUCUGAGGGUGUUAAUGAAGAGGCAGUACACGCACAUGGUCCAGCACAGCUCGCACAAGCCAGGUGUCCUCACUCACCCCAGGAGCCGCCUCAGCGCUCGGCACUCCCAGAAGCAGCAUUACCCCUGCACUACAUGGCGACACCAACUGGAGAGAGAGGACUCGGGGCCUUCCAACGUCGCAGCUGCGUCUGCACCUGAAAUGAUCACACAGCAUUCCCUUUGGCGACCAGUGAGAAACAAAGGAGGUUUAAAAACUGGAUAUGUGUCUAAAACAAGAUGUAAGUCGCUGAAGAUUUUUAGAAAACCAGGCAGACUCUUCAUGCAAUCAGUUUCCACAAAUGACUUUGAAUCAUACAUGAAUGAAGAGAAAAAGGAAGAUCUCCUCAGUAAGUGUAUGCAGUCAAUGUCGAUCGAAGAACAGGGAGAGCAUCUGAUGUUAACCUGACAGUCUGGUCCUGUGUACUGAUGAUGUGCCAAAGGUAGGGUAGGGGUUGUGAACUGUGUCAUCUCUACAUCUAGGGCAGUAUUGUUAGUCGCCAUUCAGUCAUUAAGUAAUUUUGGUCUGUUCAGAAACUUUUAUAGCAAUGUAAUUGGUUUGAUGUAGUUCCACGUUCCAAUGAUAUUUGUGUAAUAAAGUCUAUGUGUAAAUAUAUGCUUUUCUUUCUGGCUAAAUACGAUUAAAAUUUUUGUCACUUAAAUUGAAUCAUUUUUUCUUUAAAACUGGCCAAUACCAUGUGUAAUUCUCUCUGUUUACAGUAAGUCCUAAAACAGCAACAUUAGAAUAUCCGACAAGUGUUUUCUUGAUUGGGCUGAGGAAAACUCUUGAAAUAUCCUAAUAAUAUGGCAUAGCAUUUAAUAGAGAACACCCUGGCUUGCAAAGAUGAUGCCGAAUAAAUAUUUGCUGCUUGAAUACAA
Messenger RNA from Miniopterus natalensis, 1379 nucleotides. NCBI's taxonomy places the organism in Eukaryota, Metazoa, Chordata, Mammalia, Chiroptera, Miniopteridae. The record is from RefSeq and is a predicted model, not a curated record.